Salvelinus sp. IW2-2015 is the source of this 1057-nucleotide messenger RNA. Lineage: Eukaryota; Metazoa; Chordata; Actinopteri; Salmoniformes; Salmonidae. The record is from RefSeq and is a predicted model, not a curated record.
UUUCAAAUGCGUCACUUCCGCAAACAACUUCCGUUCACCGAGAUGGCCUUAGAACGUGCUGCCAAAAAAGAAAAASAAAAUGUGUGCAUAUAGUCGUAUAAUGUAGUGGGAUGUUUACUGUUAAACGAUUUUUCCUGCAGGAAAGAAUAACAACAUUGCAGCAAUUGCUUAGAUAUGGCAUUUCGUACGGUUGGAGAUGCACAACUACCUUCGGAGGUAUGGGUCCACGUGUUUGGAUAUCUGUCAACGACAGACAAACUAAACAUUAGAUCAUGCUGCAAAUAUUUCAAAAAUAUGGUUGACCACUGGUCCCUUUGGAAAGGCAACACAGUGGUGCUUAAAAAGRUGUGUGCCUACACCUCGCAGUUCUGGACAACUCUUCGCCGCAGGAAAAUCAGCUCAGUUGUUGUACAGAAGGCAAGUUUGAAAGAAUGGAAACAGCUUGCCCUAUCACUCCCUUGGCUCACCACAAUAGCCGUGGAGCAUUGUUUCGACGUGAAAGCCUUUGAAAUUCUCAAGCAAUUUCAUAACUUGAAGAGGCUGGCUAUUCGCAGGUGUCGCUAUGGCCAGGGACUGUCUGAUGCAAUUGUGCCUCUGCAGCAAGUGACUCAUUUUAGUGUGUGCGAGAUGCACUGUGCUCCAAGAUCAGAUAUUAUUAGUGCUGUCUCAAAGCUCUCCCAUCUGACGUCUCUACUCUAUCACGAAGGCAAUCAUCCUAUCCCAAGACAGAUAUUCCACCUAAUGCUUAACCGCUUGCCACAUCUGAAGCAUCUGUCUUUGAAAAUGGGAACACAACAUGGCUCUCUCCCAGAUGAUUAUUUUAAUAUUUCUAAAACAAAUGGCUUUCCAGAAGAUCCGCAGGUCGGCCAACCUGGCUUGACCAGUCUGGAGCUUCUUGACUACAUGGACCCCACCUUACCUGAAGAGGCGCUGAAGUGCCUUCCCUCCCUGCAGAGUCUAGCUGUGGACUACAGAGACAGGGAUGUGGAUCCCAGCAGGUGCCACCUGAAAACAUGGCUGAGGGAACUCCCUCAACUGGCAGUUCUCAACAUUGCAA